Messenger RNA from Zymoseptoria tritici IPO323, 414 nucleotides. RefSeq lists its product as uncharacterized. The record is from RefSeq and is a predicted model, not a curated record. The coding region runs from base 1 to 414 and encodes 137 amino acids. NCBI's taxonomy places the organism in Eukaryota, Fungi, Ascomycota, Dothideomycetes, Mycosphaerellales, Mycosphaerellaceae. The transcript is spliced from 2 exons.
AUGACCUACAAGUACAAACAUCUCUUUCUGGAGGCGCAAGACGAGGAGGAGAGCGACGCUACCGAGAUGGACAACCCCUACGCCGGUGAUCCGCUCAUAGCGUGUAUUGGAUUCCUAGAGCCAGCCCGCGUCGAGUGCCUAACGCAUGUCCAAAGCAAGAAGCUGUUGCGCUUGGUAAUCGAAGGAGAGUUCCGGAAGAUGAAGAAGCUGCCUAAGCUGCACGUCCGCGGCGAGCCAAAGUUCUACGAGAGGAUUAGACAGAUCGCACCGAGAGUUAUAGAAUGGGAGGAGAGAGUAGUAAAAGCGGAGAAGGCAGCGGAUAAGAAGGGGAUUAAGAGGAACAGGAAAGAACACCUCUUACUAUGGAACUGUAGGGAGUUAAGUCCAAGCGACCGUAUUAAGGAAGGCCCAUAG